Molecule: messenger RNA, 1370 nt
Organism: Aegilops tauschii subsp. strangulata
Lineage: Eukaryota; Viridiplantae; Streptophyta; Magnoliopsida; Poales; Poaceae
Product: fructokinase-2
Biological process (GO): fructose metabolic process
Cellular component (GO): cytosol
Molecular function (GO): fructokinase activity
Source: RefSeq, a predicted model, not a curated record
GCCCCGCGACUCCAAACCCACCCACCACCAGCAGCUUUCCUCUCUAGCUCGAUCGAUCGAUCGAAUCCUUCCGUCGCGUUCGCGUUUCCGUUUCGUGUGUUUAGACCAAGUUUCCAAUGGCUCCUCUUGGUGACGCUGUUGCCCCCGCGUCCGCCGCCGCCCCAGGCCUCGUCGUCUCUUUCGGCGAGAUGUUGAUCGACUUCGUGCCUGACGUUGCCGGGGUCUCCCUCGCCGAGUCCGGCGGCUUCGUCAAGGCGCCUGGAGGCGCGCCCGCCAACGUUGCUUGCGCCAUCUCCAAGCUCGGCGGCUCCUCUGCCUUCAUCGGAAAGUUUGGCGAUGACGAGUUCGGCCACAUGCUGGUGGAGAUCCUGAAGCAGAACGGCGUGAACGCCGAGGGCUGCCUGUUCGACCAGCACGCGCGCACGGCCCUGGCCUUCGUCACGCUCAAGUCCAACGGCGAGCGUGAGUUCAUGUUCUACCGCAACCCGUCGGCCGACAUGCUCCUGACCGAGGCCGAGCUCAACCUGGACCUGAUCCGCCGCGCCCGCAUCUUUCACUACGGCUCCAUCUCGCUCAUCACCGAGCCCUGCCGCUCGGCGCACGUCGCCGCCAUGCGUGCCGCCAAGUCGGCCGGCAUCCUCUGCUCGUACGACCCCAACGUCCGCCUGCCGCUCUGGCCCUCGGCGCAGGCCGCCCGCGACGGCAUCAUGAGCAUCUGGAAGGAGGCCGACUUCAUCAAGGUGAGCGACGACGAGGUGGCCUUCCUCACCCAGGGCGACGCCACCGACGAGAAGAACGUGCUCUCGCUCUGGUUUGAGGGACUCAAGCUGCUCAUCGUCACCGACGGCGAGAAGGGGUGCAGGUACUUCACCAAGGACUUCAAGGGCUCCGUGCCCGGCUACUCUGUCAACACCGUCGACACCACCGGCGCCGGCGACGCCUUCGUCGGCUCCCUCCUCGUCAGCGUCUCCAAGGACGACUCCAUCUUCUACAAUGAGGCGAAGCUGAGGGAGGUGCUGCAGUUCUCGAACGCUUGCGGCGCCAUCUGCACCACCAAGAAGGGAGCCAUCCCGGCGCUGCCCACCACCGCCACCGCCCUGGAGCUCAUCAGCAAGGGCAGCAACUAGAGACGCCUUGUGUCGCGCCGUCGGGUCUGAAUCUUAGGGGAGUUUAGCUGCACUUUUAUUAUUAGGGAUGAAUUGAGUUUAGUUCGUGUGUGUCAGUGUGUGACCUCGUGGGCGCUUAAUAAAAAGCAAGCAUGUGUGGUGAUUUUGGUUGCCGUCUUUGUGUAAGGAGGCUACUGAUUGUUGUAGCCUUCACCCAAACUUUAUCAGAGUCUUGAAUGAAUUUAUCAAAAUCUUGUUCUGCUA